UUUUUUAAAUAUUCUCUGAUGUUCCAUUUACGCGCAGUGAAGUAAGGUUCUUGUAUCAAAGGGCUACCUUUUGGUCACUUUGUUCUCUUUCUCUUUGUCUCCCCUCGGGCCAAAGUAAGUUCAGAAGGAAAAAAGAAAGUUAAAAAAGGGAAAGUCCAAAGCCUGUUUCUUUCUUUUGUUCAACUUCUCUAUCGAGUUAUUAGCUUUCUAUCCUGUCAUCAUUUGACCCAACUGACUUUGGCUGGUGAUUUUACAGAGAAGAGGUAGCAGGGAACCACAUAGAAACCAGGAGCUUCUUUUUAUUUUUUUGGUAUAUUUUUAAUGCUUAAAGUUUGCAGUUGGGCUUCCAGUUUAAGUGUUUCUUUUUCUUUAAUUUCAGCCGAAUUUAAGUCAAAAGGUGUUGUUUUUUGUUUUAGAAUUGUAUAGAGCAAAGAAAGUUGUCAAAUUUUAGUAUAGGAUGAUUGGCAAAAGCAAGAGUUUUUGCUUUGACAGAUGCUUUUUGGGGUUGUCAAAUUUUUAUCCGGAUAGGAAUUUCUACAUCUGGGAUAGUUUAUAGGUUGGGUCCAUUUGUUUCUUGGCUUGUAAUGAAUUUUAUGUGUAUUGGUUGUCUUCCAUUACUGUGAAGUUGAGGUUCCCUUCUUUUAAUGGACUGGGUUCUGCUCUAAAGGAAAUUGAGCACAGUUGGGUUCAUUGUGGAUUUUGUUAUUUCGUUUGUUUUGAGAUAUGAUCAAGCAGAUACUAGGCAGGCUUCCUCGAAAGCCAUCAAAGUCAUCUGAGAGUCGUGAAUUUGGGGGUUCGUCUGCUCCUUCUUUGAGUAAUUCCUCUAACUUAAGAGGCAGUGAUAUUGUGGGUAAUCAUAGGCUGAUGAUCGACAGUGCACCUCUUUCUGGACCUAAUUCUACUUCUAGUUUAGGAUACAGCCCUAGAAGUAAACUCACCCAAGCUGUGAAUCAAAAACUGAAUGGGAAUUCAUUGACUGCUCCAUUUGAAGCAUUACCUGGAUUUAAGGAUGUUCCUAGCUCCGAGAAGCAAAACUUGUUUCUUAGAAAGCUAAGUUUGUGUUGUAUUGUGUUUGAUUUCACUGACCCAAUGAAGAACUUGAAAGAAAAAGACAUCAAGCGGCAGACGUUACUUGAACUUGUGGAUUAUGUUAGUUCUGCGAAUGGCAAAUUUGCUGAAACUGUUAUGCAAGAAGCUGUAAAGAUGAUGUCUAUCAACUUGUUUAGAUCCCUUACUCCACAGCCUCGUGAAAAUAAGGUGGUAGAAGCCUUUGAUAUGGAAGAGGAAGAGCCAUUGAUGGACCCUGCAUGGCCUCACUUGCAAAUUGUUUAUGAAUUCCUUCUGAGGUUUGUGGCAUCUCCUGAGACAGAUGCCAAGUUGGCUAAGAGGUAUAUCGAUCAUUCUUUUGUUUUCAAAUUAUUGGAUCUCUUUGAUUCUGAAGAUCCUAGGGAGAGGGAGUAUCUAAAAACAAUUCUGCAUCGUAUCUAUGGCAAGUUUAUGGUGCAUCGUCCCUUUAUCAGGAAAGCUAUUAACAACAUCUUCUUCCAUUUUAUUUUUGAAACGGAGAAGCAUAAUGGGAUUGCUGAGCUUUUAGAGGUUUUGGGAAGUAUAAUCAAUGGGUUUGCUCUGCCACUUAAAGAAGAACACAAAUUGUUCCUUGUUCGGGCACUAAUACCACUUCACAAGCCAAAAUGCUUGCCACUGUAUCAUCAGCAGCUAUCAUACUGCAUCACUCAAUUUGUUGAGAAAGACUGCAAACUAGCUGAUACUGUUGUAAGGGGAUUAUUGAAGUACUGGCCAAUUACUAAUAGUUCAAAGGAAGUCAUGUUCCUUGGUGAACUGGAAGAAAUUUUGGAAGCUACUCAGCCUGCUGAAUUUCAAAGAUGUAUGGUACCUUUGUUCCGCCAAAUUGCACGUUGCUUGAGCAGUUCACACUUUCAGGUAGCGGAGAGGGCUUUGUACUUGUGGAGUAAUGAUCACAUUGAGAACUUAAUUAGACAAAACCGCAGAGUUAUACUGCCCAUCAUAUUCCCUGCCUUGGAGAAAAAUGGGCACAACCACUGGAAUCAAGUGGUCCAGAGCUUAACGCAUAAUGUUCGCAAGAUUUUUUCUGAUAUUGAUCCUGAACUAUUUGAGGAGUGCUUGAACAAGUUUCGGGAAGAUGAAGAAAAACUGGGAGAGAUAAAAACAAAACAUGAAGCCACCUGGAAGCGUUUAGAAGAUAUUGCUGUAUCAAACACUGCUAAUGGUGAAGCAGGUCUUGUUCCUCAUAUUGUAGCCUCCCGAAUAUCAUGAGCACCAAUGUGGAGUGACCGAUGCUCUUGUCAACUGUUAAUCUUUUACUGGUCCUGUGGGCACAAGGUGGUAAAAUGCUUAGAGAAGUUGAAUCUUACGAGUUGUCAUGUUUUUGCUCCCAAAAUCGUGAGUUGAUUGUAUCCUGAUGGUUAAGAACAUCAUUUUGCAGCAAUGAAGUCCCACAUUUGUGGCACUCAUAUGAAGCAAAUAGAAGUUAGCAGCUGCUGUGUACCUUUAGGAUGGAGGGGAUGUACCUAGUAUUUUUGCUCUUCUUAUAGUUGAUGUUUUAGAGAAUCAUACGGAGGAUCUAUAGUCACAGGUAAUUUGUGCUGUUCAUCUUGAUUUCAAAUUGUUCCUCACUUGUGCACUUGCUGAACCACUUGAUCUCCUUUCUUGCAUGUAUGUAUUAUCUGCUUCCCUUUUGUUCUUGCAACUGAAAAACUUUUGUUGGUGUCUCUGUUAAUACAAAUAUUGAUUAAUUUGGAUGGGUUUAAUGGGGAUUAAAUGUUAUUUUUA
This is a messenger RNA of Theobroma cacao (cacao), 2811 nucleotides long. RefSeq names its product serine/threonine protein phosphatase 2A 57 kDa regulatory subunit B' theta isoform-like. Gene Ontology annotation, biological process: signal transduction. The record is from RefSeq and is a predicted model, not a curated record. Gene Ontology annotation, molecular function: protein phosphatase regulator activity. Lineage: Eukaryota; Viridiplantae; Streptophyta; Magnoliopsida; Malvales; Malvaceae. Gene Ontology annotation, cellular component: protein phosphatase type 2A complex.